AUGGCGCCUAAACCAAAGGCUCAGAAGAUGUCCAUCGGGACCUUCUUGGCCGAUGAGAAUUUUGGCUCUUGGGCCGACGAGAUGGAGGACAUGCCCUUGACCACCUCGGAAUCUCGUUCGACCUAUGGCGGUGGUGGCACUUCGGCCUUUGGAGAUCGUCGCGUUGUCAGCUCCAGCGCUGGAUUUGGAAACGGAUUCAACGAAGACCGCGAACGCCCUUCAUUCGCCUCUCGCAUCGACCUACCCUUGCCAACCGAACCCCCAUACACAGCCCAUAUCGGAAACCUUUCCUUCGACGCCAGCUCCACCGACGUCUCCGAGUUGUUCGCCGAUUGCGAAGUGACCAAUGUCCGUAUUGUCGAGGACAAGUUGAACCACACCCCCAAAGGCUUCGGUUACGUCGAAUUUGCCUCGGUUGAAGGACUGAAGAAGGCUCUUACUUUCUCCGGCACAUCCCUCCAAGGCCGAGGCAUCCGUGUUAGCAUUGCAGAGCCACCCAAGGAUUCUCAACAGUCUCGCGACUUCAGCGACUGGUCCAGGAAAGGCCCCCUCCCAGACUUGCCCCGCCGUGGAACCGACCGCCCUCAACGAGACUUCCCCGACAACGUUUCGGAGACCGGCAGUGCGCGCGGCGAGAGACGUCGAUUCGAAAGCGAUGGAAAGCCACGCGAUUUCAGUAACUGGGAGCGCAAGGGCCCACUGUCUCCUGUGGCCGGUGCACCCGGGCGUGAGGGCGGCCGACCACGCAACAUCGAGGGCUCUAGCUUCCGCAAAAGCUCUCCGGCAUGGGGAGAAGGCCGGUCCCAGGACGGUUCUCGACCACCCCGACGCGAAUUCCAAGAGCGACCGGAACGCCCAGAGCGGACUCCCACAGCAGCCGACCUGGAUAACCAGUGGCGAGCACGAAUGCGCCCUGAUGCUCCUCCUACACCCAAAGAGCCUAGCGCUCCAUCUUCACCUGUGGCAGCAACUGCGACUCCUGUGACUUCUGCGGCUGCCCCAGCGCCCGCUGUCCGCCCGAAGCUGAACCUGCAGAAGAGGACUGUGUCGGAAUCUGCCCCAGGCGCUGCUGCUGGCGCCGGUGACUCCAAGGCCAGUCCAUUUGGUGCUGCUCGCCCCAUUGACAGUGCCGCCCGAGAGCGAGAGGUGGCCGACAAACGUGAUCGCGCUCGCAAGGAAGCCGAGGAGAAAUCCAAGGCCGAGAAGGCAGAAAAGCAACGCCAAUCCAAGGAAAAGGCCAAGACUGAGAAGGACAGCGAUGCGAAUGGCGCCAAAGAUACUGAUCCCGAGGCCCCGAAGAAGUCAAAUUUCGAGCUCCUUCAACGGGCUGGUGAGGGUGAGGAUGAGGGCGCAGCAGACGAUGAGGACAAGGAAGCCACUGAAGAACCGACUGCCGCAAAAGAAGCGACGAGCGAGCCGGCCGCCGGCAAGCCUGCUACGGCUACUACUACUACUGGUGGUAGCUGGCGAAAGGCUGAGCCUGCUGCAGCCGCUGCAACCGAGGCCGAUGAAGAAGGCUGGAGCACCGUUUCGACUGGCAAACGCAACAAGGGCCGCGGUCGCGGUGCCUAG
Talaromyces rugulosus is the source of this 1572-nucleotide messenger RNA. RefSeq lists its product as uncharacterized. Gene Ontology annotation, molecular function: RNA binding. Lineage: Eukaryota; Fungi; Ascomycota; Eurotiomycetes; Eurotiales; Trichocomaceae. The record is from RefSeq and is a predicted model, not a curated record. The coding region runs from base 1 to 1572 and encodes 523 amino acids. The transcript has 6 exons.